AUGCAGCCUGCGGCCUCUGCCCAAGCCGCGUCGCAUUCUGCGGGGGAGAUUCAGGCGAGGGUCGGUGGCUGCGGCGAGGAGGAGGAGGAGGAGGAUGAAGCGAUGCAGUUGCUGACCAUCGUAACCGGCGAUCUCAUCUCCGGCUACGUGGCUCACCUGACGCAGCAGACGGAGCAGCAUCCUGUGCAGCAGCAGCAGCAGGGUCUGCAGCAGGGGCUGCAGCAGCAGCUGCAGCAGUUGCAGCAGCAGCUCCCGGCGGUGCAGCAACAUCUCCUGCUGUCGCAGCAGCAGCAGCAGCAGUGGAUGGAGAAGCUCUGGCAGCAGCAAUUCCAGCACAUGCAGCAGGUGCAGGAGCAGCUCCAGCAGACCUCCCGGCGGCUGGUGCGGAUGCGUGUGGAGCUUCUGCAGGAGGCGCUGGACACCCGAGGAGACGCGUUGCUGGCGGAGUUCGAAGCCUCCAUCCCAGACUUUGUGAGGCGCGCGGAGGAGCUGGCGAAGCAAGUGGACCCGCGCCGGCUGGUCAUGACCCUGGCUUGGCAGGUUCUCACCGCGGGGCCCAUGAGCUGGGGCUGCGUGCUGUCCAUGGUGGUGUUUUGCGCGCUGCUCGUCAAGAACCUGAGGGCCUCCGGUCGUCUGGGCGACUCGGAGGAGACUUGGCCCUUGACGGACGCGGUGGCCGCUGUGCUGUUGACCACACGCAAGACCUGGCUCAUGGAACAGGGAGGCUGGGAGGGCUUCCUGCGAGCGUUCGGGCCGGGGACGCCCACCUAGGAGAGGAGCCGUAGACGCCGAGCUCCGACGGGCAGCGACAGUGAAGACGAGAAGAGAGACAGAGACUUUGGACUUGUACACAACUUUUAUUGCCGCCAGCAGCAACAGCACUGGAGGCGAUUCCGAUAUGAAAUACACAAAGUCACCAGCAAACAAACGAAUGAACGCUGUAAAUCCACACGCUGUGGCACU
Molecule: messenger RNA, 963 nt
Organism: Lethenteron reissneri (Far Eastern brook lamprey)
Lineage: Eukaryota; Metazoa; Chordata; Hyperoartia; Petromyzontiformes; Petromyzontidae
Product: histone-lysine N-methyltransferase 2D-like
Biological process (GO): regulation of apoptotic process
Source: RefSeq, a predicted model, not a curated record